Molecule: messenger RNA, 1185 nt
Organism: Phaeodactylum tricornutum CCAP 1055/1
Lineage: Eukaryota; Bacillariophyta; Bacillariophyceae; Surirellales; Neidiaceae
Exons: 1
Coding region: 1-1185 (394 amino acids)
Cellular component (GO): cytoplasm
Source: RefSeq, a predicted model, not a curated record
AUGUGGAAGAAGGGAAAAGCACCUAUCGUCCCCGUCACAGUGUUGACGGGGUUCCUGGGCUCAGGUAAAACGACAUUGCUGAAUCAUAUUUUGGAGGAUGAUACCCACAACAUGAAGUUUGCAGUCAUUGAAAAUGAAUUCGGAGAAGUCGGAAUCGACGAAACAAUCUUGUCUGAAAAUGUCGAUGAAGAGAUCAUUGAGGUAAUGAAUGGCUGUAUCUGCUGUACUGUUCGCGGAGACCUCGUCGUUGCCCUAAAAAAGCUGUACAAGAAAGUUGAGAGCUUUAAUGGUGUCAUAAUUGAAACAACAGGUCUAGCAGAUCCCGCUCCAGUUGUUCAAACUUUUUUCGUGGACGAAGACCUUCGCAAAAUGUACAAGCUCGACAGCGUCAUAACAGUGACGGACGCCAAGCAUAUUAAUAUCCGUCUAGACGAAAAGAAACCGGAAGGCGUCGAGAAUGAAGCCUUGGAGCAAGUUGCCUUCGCUGACAAGAUUAUACUCAAUAAAGUUGAUUUGGCAGAAAAUGAAGCCGAGCUUUCGGCAACUAUGGCUCGGCUAAAAAGCAUUAAUCCUACUGCUCAGAUUCUCAGUUGCAGCUACAGCAAGAUCUCUCCCAAGGAAUUACUCGGUAUCAAUGCCUUCGAUUUGAAACGAGUACUCAAGUUCGACCCGGAAUUUCUCGAUGAAGGCCAAGAGCAUCAGCAUGACUCAUCUGUAGUGUCGACUGCAUCCAAGAUUGAAGGUGAGUUCAAUCACGAAAUGUUGCUUCGCUGGAUUGAGCGCUUGGUCGUCGAAGACGGUGCGAACUUGUACCGAUAUAAGGGUGUGCUAGCUGUCAAAGGAAAAAAGGAGAAGUUUGUGUUCCAAGGCGUCGGAAUGAUGUUUUCUGGCUCGUUCGAGGGCAAGUGGAAAAAGAAUGAAAAGAGAGAAAGUCGUUUUGUAUUCAUAGGCAAGAAUUUGGAUAAAGAAUUCCUCAAGUACGGCUUUGAAGCCUGCCUUGUCAAGGACAAGCUUCGUUUUGCGAUUGGGCAGUCGGUCGAAGCUAACUGUGGAAAAUGGAAGAAGGGCAAGGUCAUUGAGCACUGGGAUGACGGAAACGCAUACCGCGUCCGCCUCACCAACUCAAACGAGGUCUGGGCACCUCUUGAUAUCGAUGCAUACAUCCGUGCCACCGGAACUGUCUAG